AUGGCUAUAUCAGAUGCAGAUGGAAAUUUUUUGGCUAUUGAUGUGGGUGAGUAUGGACGAAAUAGCGAUGGAAGAGUGUUUAGAGAAGGUUCUAUAGGACAAGCGAUAAUUCAAAAAACAUUAGAUUUACUACAACCAUCAUGUCUACAAGGAGAAAAUAACAAACCACCUUUUCCAUAUUAUUUCGUAGUCGAUGAAGCCUUCCCUCUUCUUGAAAAUCUAAUGAACCCUUAUCCUCGACGUCAAUUAAAUAAUACAAAACGUAUAUAUAACUAUAGAAUUUCAAGAGGCAGAAAAUCAAUUGAAUGCGCUUUUGGAAUGCUUGCAACAAAAUUUAGGAUUUUAAAUACACCAAUAAGCCGUAAAACAGAAAAAAUUGACACCAUGAUUAAAGCUCUUUGUGUUUUACAUAAUUUUAUUCGCUUACACGACGGAGUAUUUACAUUACCCUCAGAAAUUUUUAAUAAUGAUGAUGAAGAUGGAAACCAUUUUGAAGACGAAUUUCAGCAAAACAAUCAACAAUUGAACAGAACAAGACCAACAAAUACUGCAAUUGAGUUACGAGACAGACUACGUUCAUAUUUUAUACAACCCUAUGCAGCACUUCAUUGGCAAAAUAAAUAUAUCACUGGUACAGUAUAA
Metopolophium dirhodum (rose-grain aphid) is the source of this 642-nucleotide messenger RNA. RefSeq lists its product as uncharacterized. Bases 1 to 642 code for a protein of 213 amino acids. The transcript has 2 exons. Lineage: Eukaryota; Metazoa; Arthropoda; Insecta; Hemiptera; Aphididae. The record is from RefSeq and is a predicted model, not a curated record.